CCCCCAUUUCCAGUGGAUCCCACAUCCCACCACCGUAGAUGUGUAGAGAGAGAGAGAGAGGGCGAGGGAGACGUGCACGCUUGGGAGAAGGGACCUGAGAAGCGCCGCAUCACCGAAAGCGACGUCUCUCUCUGUCUCUCCAGGGCGCACGUCUUCCCGCAAAAUCCUAUUCUUUUGGAUGCGAGAGGAACAAGAAGGCAGGCAACAGCGAAACAAACAACCAUGAUAACCAUAAUUGAAAAAAAAAAGAAAAAAAAAAUAGAGGAACCAAAAGCGGCGAGAUAAACCCUCAUCAUAACACGACGCGAUAUUUUCACCCCCCACCCCUCUUUAUGACGCUCAACUACAGGAACCACGACGACGACGGCAUCAUCAUCUUACACUUACAGAGCAGAAGAUUCGAGAAGAGAGAGAAAGCGGUCGCGGUAGCGGGCAAUUAAUUCCGCUUCCUUGCACUGUUGCGUUUUAAGUGCUGGUAGGAGAGAGCUGAGGAGCGAGGGGUCGGAGGUAGCAUUGGUCUUUGGACGUGCAAAGGCUUCCCCGGUGGAAGAGGGGGUGGUUGGCCGGCGUACGGACGCGGGAAAACCGGGAUUUGGGUGGACCGUGAAGAACGGGAUGGUGGCGUGGGCUUGAGAGGAAGGGAGGUGAGGGUUUGGGUAAGGGAAAGAGAUGAAGUUUAUGAAGCUGGGAUCGAAGCCUGACGCAUUCCAGUCGGACGGGAGCAACGACAGGUUUGUGGUAUCCGAGCUGGCAACAGAUGUCAUUAUACAUGUUGGUGAAUUGAGAUUUUCUUUGCACAAGUUCCCUCUUCUAUCCAAGAGCAACCGGUUACAGAGAUUGAUCCUCAAGGCCAGUGAGGACAGCAUUGAUGAAGUGUCCAUGCAUGAUUUUCCUGGUGGUCCAAAAGCCUUUGAACUAUGUGCUAAAUUUUGCUAUGGCAUGACUGUAAUUCUCAAUGCCUACAAUGUUGUUGCCGCUAGAUGUGCAGCAGAGUACCUAGAGAUGACUGAAGAUGUUGAAAAAGGUAAUUUGAUAUUCAAAAUCGAGGUUUUCCUACACUCCGGUGUGUUCUGUAGCUGGAAAGACUCCAUCAUUGUUCUACAGACCACAAAGUCAUUGCUACCCUGGUCUGAGGAACUUAAGGUGGUUGGAAGAUGCAUAGAUUCUAUUGCUUCCAAAGCAUCUGUUGACCCUGCUAAUGUAAACUGGUCCUAUACCUAUAGCAAGAAAUUAGCAGCUUCAGGUGAGAUAGUUGAAUCCCAACAAACAAAGCAUGCUGUUCCCAAGAAUUGGUGGAUUGAGGAUGUAUGCGACCUCGAUCUUGAUCUUUACAAGCGAGCGAUGGUUGCUGUGAAGUCUAAAGGGAGAAUCUCUUCUGAUGUGAUAGGAGAAGCCCUCAAGGCUUAUGCAGUUAGAUGGUUGCCUGAUUCUUAUGAUGCCCUGGUUGCUGAUGAAUACACAAAAAGGAACAGGAGUCUGGUAGAAACCAUCAUCUGGCUGUUGCCAUCAGAUAAAGGUUCAGGUUGUUCCUGUAGGUUCCUUUUAAAAUUGUUAAAGGUUGUUAUCUUGGUUGGAGCUAGGGAUCUAUUGAAGGAAGACUUGAUGAAUCGUAUUAGUGUGCAAUUGCACAAAGCUUCUGUAAAGGACCUUUUGAUUCCGGCAAAAUCUUUUGGUGACACUAUUUAUGAUGUUGAUUUGGUGCAAAGCUUGGUCAGUAGAUUUAUGAUGCAUGUUCGGAGCACUCACAAUACUGAUUUUGCUGAAAGGAGUGAAAAUAGGUUGCAUGAAAUUGAUUUAGAACAUGAAUCUUUGUUGGCUUUGGGAAAACUGAUCGAUUGUUAUCUUGCUGAAAUAGCCAGUGAUCCAGAUCUGUCAAUUUCUAGUUUCAUCGAUCUUUCUAUGUCAGUUCCCGAGGCAGCAAGACCAAUCCAUGAUGGACUCUACACAGCCAUCGAUAUUUAUUUGAAGGAGCAUCGAAGCCUGACUAAAGCAGAGAAGAAAAGGAUUUGCAGUCUGAUGGAUGUCAAGAAGCUCUCGACAGAUGCUUGCAUGCAUGCAGCACAAAAUGAGCGGCUACCUCUUAGAGUGGUGGUGCGGGUCCUCUUCUUUGAACAGAUGAGGGCAGCAGCUCAUGGCUUAACAGCUUCAACCAAUGACACCUUGCAUGGCAGGACGAGGUCCAGAGCAAAUGUGGAAGAGGAGUGGAAGAGACCAGCGCCAGAGAACCUUACCUCUGCAAAGAAACAGCUAGGGAACUCGAAGGUAAAAGAGGAGUGUUGGAGUAACGAGGGAAAGAAUGGUAGGGAUAGCAAGGAUGGUGGAUUGUUGCUGCAGUCUCGAUCAAGGAGGAUAUUUGACAAGUUCUGGGCUGGGAAAGUGCGUGGGGAGAACAAAAGUAGCGAGACAUCAGGGAGUUCUCAAAGCCCUCCGACCUCUGCGAAGCCUGGGGAAGCUAAAUCAUCUGGGACUUCGUCAAGGCAAAGGAGAUACUCUGUUUCGUGAGUAUAGUUUUUGGUUGGAAUUUCUUCCCCUUUUGUAUAGUAAAAAGGUGAUGUGUUUCAGCUGAUGGGAAGCUUCUAUGCGUUUUAGCAAAUGCUCGUAUUUUUUUUUUCUCAUCCCCUCCUGAAGGAAUGGGAAGGGGCUUGAGCGGUUAAAAAUGUACACACUGCUUUUUUAUUACUGCUCUUGUUCAACUUAGUCUAGUGUUUUGUUAGGUUCAUUUCUCUCUCUGCAACCGAGGUAUUAUGUAUCUCCAUAGAAAUAACAUCCCAUGGAGUCAGCAACGAUGGGCUCUCUCAACUUUCUAGG
Messenger RNA from Elaeis guineensis (African oil palm), 2808 nucleotides. RefSeq names its product phototropic-responsive NPH3 family protein NPY1. The record is from RefSeq and is a predicted model, not a curated record. Gene Ontology annotation, molecular function: protein binding. Lineage: Eukaryota; Viridiplantae; Streptophyta; Magnoliopsida; Arecales; Arecaceae.